Molecule: messenger RNA, 2255 nt
Organism: Erinaceus europaeus (western European hedgehog)
Lineage: Eukaryota; Metazoa; Chordata; Mammalia; Eulipotyphla; Erinaceidae
Gene: GPR137B
Product: G protein-coupled receptor 137B
Exons: 7
Coding region: 148-1353 (401 amino acids)
Biological process (GO): negative regulation of osteoclast differentiation; positive regulation of TORC1 signaling; regulation of autophagy
Cellular component (GO): lysosomal membrane
Source: RefSeq, a predicted model, not a curated record
CGCCGCCAAUCGCAGACAAAGGCCGCCCCAGUGAAUCAUGUGGUGCCGGGGGAGGAAGUGCGGCUUGUUUUCUUUCCUCCAGUCGCCCGGCUGAGCGACAAGCGCGAUGCGCUGAGACCCCCGCGAGGGUGGCGGCGGCGAGCCCAGAUGAAGCCCGAGCGACCCGGGCCCCGCCGCAGCGCCCCCGGCCCCAUGGAGGCCCCGCCGUGGGACCCCCUCCGCAACGACACGCUGCCACCCACGCUGACCCCGGCCGUGCCCCCGUACGUGAAGCUCGGCCUGACCAUCGUCUACACCGUCUUCUAUUCGUUGCUCUUCGUGUUCAUCUACGUGCAGCUCUGGCUGGUGCUGCGCUACCGCCACAAGCGGCUCAGCUACCAGAGCGUCUUCCUCUUCCUCUGCCUCUUCUGGGCCUCGCUGCGGACCGUGCUCUUCUCCUUCUACUUCAGGGACUUCGUGGCGGCCAACGCGCUCAGCCCCUUCGUCUUCUGGCUGCUCUACUGCUUCCCCGUGUGCCUGCAGUUCUUCACCCUCACGCUCAUGAACUUGUACUUUACGCAGGUGAUUUUCAAGGCCAAGUCAAAAUAUUCUCCAGAAUUACUCAAGUACCGCUUGCCCCUCUACUUGGCCUCACUCUUCAUCAGCCUUGUUUUCCUGUUGGUGAACUUAACCUGCGCGGUGCUGGUGAAGACAGGAGCCUGGGAGAGGAAGGUCAUUGUCUCUGUGCGAGUCGCCAUUAAUGACACUCUCUUCGUGCUCUGCGCCGUAUCUCUGUCCGUCUGUCUCUACAAAAUCUCUAAGAUGUCCUUGGCCAACAUCUACCUGGAGUCUAAGGGCUCCUCCGUGUGUCAAGUGACUGCUAUUGGUGUGACCGUCAUCCUGCUGUACACCUCCAGAGCCUGCUACAACCUCUUCAUCUUAUCCUUUUCUCAGAGCAGGAACAUCCACUCCUUUGAUUAUGACUGGUACAAUGUGUCAGAUCAGGCAGAUUUGAAGAAUCAGCUAGGGGAUGCUGGAUAUGUAGUGUUUGGAAUUGUCCUGUUUGUGUGGGAGCUCUUACCUACCACGUUAGUAGUUUACUUCUUCCGAGUUAGAAAUCCUACAAAGGACCUGACCAACCCUGGAAUGGUCCCCAGCCAUGGAUUUAGUCCCAGAUCUUAUUUCUUUGACAACCCUCGAAGAUAUGACAGUGACGAUGACCUUGCCUGGAACAUUGCUCCUCAGGGACUUCAAGGAAGUUUUGCUCCAGACUACUAUGAUUGGGGACAACAAGCUAACAGCUUCCUGGCACAAAUAGGAACAACUCUACAACCAGACUCAAGUUUGGAUCCUGAUAAACCAAGCCACAAGUAGCAUCAGUUAACAGUUUUAAGAAUUCACGACUCCUCAGUUGAAAUACAUCAGAAGGACUAGCUUAUGACAACUGACUUCUUUGAAGGGCACUUUUCCUUAAGGAAUAGGACUUGAUUUUUUACUUGUUACAAAUUUAUAAUGACUCCAUAAGACUAAGCAAUACAUUCAUUACAUUGAUAAGAAAAAUCUUAUUUUAGUACUAAAAAGUGAACCUCGCUACCUGUUUGAGCAGGUAAUAAUUUAAAGAUUCUGUACUUUUAUAAAGAUGUAUUUUAUAUAACUUAAAUAAUAAUGCUAAAAUAUAAUAGGGUUUUUAUUUUAGGAUGUUAUUGCAAUGUAUGAUAUAGUUUGCACAGACUUGUAUGCAUAAUUCACUUUAAAAGUAUACCAUAUAAAGCCUGAUGGUUUAGUGCUUUUGGACCAAAGUAUUCCUCAAAACUUAACCAGAAGGUUACUCAGAUUCUCAUACUGGUGGACUCUAAAUAUAGUUGAUAUCUGAAAAGCCAAUUGCAACUCCAGUUUUUAUAGCUAUAUAAUGUAGCAGAAUAUCGGUAGACUGGAGAAUAAUUGGCUCCUUAGAGUUCUUUACAGCCCACAAGGCUGGCAGCUUAAGGAAUUCUAAAUUCUGCCAAAUUUGGUACUCUUUUUCAACAGGGCACUAAUAUAUAUCUCAAUAAAUUAAUGUUAUAAAUGUUAACAGAGUUGACUUAUACUAUCUAACCUCCUCUGCUAUAUUCACAGAGAUUUUGCACAGUUUCUCAGCUCUAUGAAACAUACUAUGUAUUACCUCAGGACUUCAGCAAGACUACACCUUCUCCAAGUCAAUAGCUAUUCAUUACAGUCGAGGAGAAAUGAGGUUCCCCAGGGCAAAUUAAUAAUAAACAAGGUUUUUGAGCCAAAAA